CUCGGAUGAAUAUUGAUUUGGACCCCAAAAUCCGGUCGAACGCGUCUAGGGACACGCGGCGGAAGACCUGGACUUUUGGCAUAUAUAUAUAGUAUUGGUUUUCCCAUUAUGACCCCCUAGCCGCUGUUCUUCAAGCCUCAAAUCCAAUUCGAAGCCAUACGUCAAGUCAAAAUGGUCAGAACUGCUAUUCCCCUGGCUGCGCUGGCCAUGGCUGCCUCGGUGGCUGCCUUCCCCACCACAACCUCCUCAACCACCUUCUCCUUUGCGCAGUGGGUUGAGGACAUCAUCUCCCACCCCGACACGGCCCUCACGGUCGACGAGGCCAUCGCAGCGGCCCACGCAGCCGGCACCGUCGGCCCCGCAGGUGGUAUCCAGAAGAGGGUCAAUUGCGACCACGGCGUUGGAGUUUGGAAACGCGCACCUGGGCGGGAUGCUGCGGCGUGUGUUGACUACAUUGCUCGCGUGGGCGCCCUUGGCUACGACUGCGGCCCGAAACCGGGCGAGUACCACUCUCAAAUGUGCCAAAUCGGUGGCGCACAGAUUGUCGCGCUUAGGGGGCAACAGGAGCCGAACCGGGUAAACUGCAACGACGUCGCUCGCACUGCGGGUCUGAUCUUUGACAGCUGCUGGCGAGCCGACGAUACGGUUAUGGGCCUUGAGGUUUGCAUCAACAGCCCCCUGAUGGAUAUCGGUAUUCUUGCCGUUUGAGGCCAGAGUCUGGCAUUUGCCACGUUUGCAUACCUUCGUUCCGGCCCGUUCAUCAAGACUAAACGGAGAGGAACCGUGAAACAAGUCAGGUAGAUGCCCUACCUAUGCAAAUAGACCCAUCCUAUAAAGCCUAUUUGUAAAUAUUUACGAGCUGGUCAUCAUUACCAGUUGCUAAGCCCUACUUAAAUACUAGCCAACUGCUUCAGGUACUAGGCUAAUCCAAGCCCUAAUCUAGGGUAAACAAAUAUAUUCAGCAUGGCCUACCCCCAAGCGGUGCACUGGCAGUUGGAGCGGUGCCUGCACGCCAGUACAGAAAACCGGUCUUCCUAUUUCGGGAGCCACCAUUGCAAUUUUUAGAUAAUGGAAUCUCAAUAUGUAUCAAUUAAGUCUAGAAGACCUAUUGCGAACAGAAACUGAAGUUGCAUUUCCGUGCAGGCGGG
This is a messenger RNA of Chaetomium strumarium, 1148 nucleotides long. RefSeq lists its product as uncharacterized. The record is from RefSeq and is a predicted model, not a curated record. Bases 172 to 708 code for a protein of 178 amino acids. The transcript has 4 exons. NCBI's taxonomy places the organism in Eukaryota, Fungi, Ascomycota, Sordariomycetes, Sordariales, Chaetomiaceae.